Naegleria lovaniensis is the source of this 1308-nucleotide messenger RNA. RefSeq lists its product as uncharacterized. The coding region runs from base 1 to 1308 and encodes 435 amino acids. NCBI's taxonomy places the organism in Eukaryota, Heterolobosea, Eutetramitea, Acrasida, Naegleriidae. The record is from RefSeq and is a predicted model, not a curated record. The transcript is spliced from 2 exons.
AUGUUAUUUGAAUCCACUCAAUUGUAUCACUUGAUGUGGCUUUCAAAAAGGGAUACAUGCCCACCAGCACUGGCUACACCCACUAAUCCACUCACAAAUAUGAGAGCUCUCAUUCCUGAGACGGAUCUCGUCAUUCCGAUAAUUUCACAAUUUUCUCCAUCCUUGUGGAGGAGCUAUUUUCUAUUCAAAGAUGCUUUAUCCGAAACACGUGAAGAAUUGUGGGGAUUUACCAGAAAUAAGGAUGUUCCAACAGAUAAAUAUGGAAUGAAUUCAGAGUUCAAAAGAAUUGAUUUUUUCAACGAAAGAAAUUUGAAAAUAUUGGAAAUGAUUUCUGGAGCUUAUUUUACGUUUUUUAUCACAAGUGAUGGAGUGUAUGGAAUUGGAGAAAAUGAUGAUGGUCAACUAGGUAUUGGAAAUAAUAUUACUCAAUUGGAUUUUGUAAAAAUUACAUCUCUUUCUUUAAUGAAAAUUAGGAAAAUUCAAUGUGGAAACUUCUAUUCAAUGGUGUUGACUGAAGAUUCUGAAGUGUUUGGAUUUGGACAGAACCAUUGGGGACAACUAGGAAUUGGUGAGGAGCAAGAAAAUGUUGUCUUGGUUCCAACACAAUUACAAAUGUUCGGAAAAGGCGAAAUUGAACUGGAAACAAUCUAUUGUGGGGAGUACAAUACGUUUUUCGUAACCACUGCAAGUGAAAAAACGAAUCAUGUGAAGCAAUUAUAUGGUUGUGGAUAUACAGAAUUUGGUCAAUUGGGUCCUCAAGUUCCAAGCACAACAAUAUGUGUGAAAACACCAAUUUUAAUUGAGUUCUUUUCUAAAGAACAAAGCAUGAGUGUGAAAACAAUGACAUCUAGUUAUGGCUUUUCAUUUGUAAUGACCAUGUCCAAUGAAAUUUAUUCAUUUGGUCUUCAAGAAGAUGGAGAAUUAGGAAUUGGCAUUACAAACUCUGAUAUUAACGGAUUUACAAAAAUCGACUUUAAUCUUUCUCCUGGAGAUGACAUUCAAUAUAUGGCAUGUGGAAACAGUAGUGGAAUAUUUAUUUCAUCUAAAGAAGGGAGAGUGUUUCAUACUGGAUUAAUGCCAAUUUUCAUAACACCAUACCAAACUUCUUCUCAAACCAAUCACACACCUUUUCAAAUAUUUAAUGUGUCGCUCUCUCAACACACGUUUGUUAAAAUUGAAAUUAGGGGUGAUACUUAUAUUUUGGUCAAUAAGGUUAUUUCCACACCUACUCAAUUAUUAGGAAGACUACAACUCUUGUAUCAACAAUUACUUGACGAUCAACAGUUUACAGAUAUUCAAUUUCUUUGA